This is a messenger RNA of Dovyalis caffra, 2328 nucleotides long. Lineage: Eukaryota; Viridiplantae; Streptophyta; Magnoliopsida; Malpighiales; Salicaceae. The record is from the annotation of a GenBank genome assembly.
AUGAGAGGGGCCAAGGAUGGGGAAAAGAUGAUGAGUCCUAUGUUUCCUAGGCUUCAUGUGAAUGAUGCAGAGAAAGGAGGGCCGAGGGCACCUCCAAGAAAUAAGAUGGCCCUGUAUGAACAACUCAGUAUUCCUUCCCAAAGGCAUAGCACUGGAUCAGGGUCCACGCUGCCUUUCCGUCCUAACAACGCCAGCACCUUGGCUCCUUCAAUGUCCUCUAGCCAUGGGAUUGGUCAUGAAAGAAGUGUCUUUACUCCAUUCAGCAACUCCCCUACAGCUUCACAUUUGGCUGAGAAGCAUUUUUAUUAUUCCUCUGGAGUACUUAAGUCAAGCGCUCUGACGACAAGUCAAGAAGAAAAGUCUGUGAAAGCUACAAAUGAUCAAAGCUUGAAUACCACACAGCCAUUGUCAUCUAGUGCCAAGUGCAAUUCAUUUCAAUCGCAUAAUUUCUCCAACUUUAAGAACUUUUCGUGGAAGAAGUUUGGAGAUGAAAAAGACUCUAGAUUUCAUAGCUCUGCCCAGUCAGGAUCAAAUUUACAUCGUAACAACAGUCAGCACAGCAAAGACCAAGAAAAUCGGCAUUGUUUGAACUUGAGCUUCUCUGUGCAAUUUCAAAAUACUUCUGAAAAGCAGAAGAAAAGAACAGGCACCAUAGAUGUAAAUGAAAUAGACCAUAUGAGAAUACAAAUAGAAGACAACGGAAAAGUAAUUGAGGCUUGUCAGGAUCCCAUGGAAAAAUCUGCCUCAGUUGCAUCAAAUAAAAAUAAACCUUCAGUAGAUGCAUCUUCAAGCCCAGCAGGCAAAAUUAGAAGCCCCAAAUCAUUAAAGCGAACGCAUCCAUCUUCAAAUCAAGAGUAUAGCAAGAAUUCCAUGAAUGUCCUCAAACUCUUACCUGGUACAGAUGCACGGUUGAAUCAGGAGCUUGUCACAACGCCAGACAAAACUGUCAUUAGGGAUAUGAUUUUGACGGAACCUGGAAUUGUCACAGGUAAUCAAAAUGCUUCCAAGGUGAGAAGUGAAUCAUAUUCAAGGGCAUCGGUUCAAGAUGAUAACAGGAGUCCUCAUGGGCUUGGGAAUGGGAUCAAGGACCAUGUAGACAGGCAAUCUGGGUCGUUGAAGGUGGGAGAUGUUGAGAGGCAUGAUGAUGCCUCAGAAACUUCCAUGGUGGACUCUGUAGUUGCUCUGGAGAUUACUCCUGAUGAUGUUGUAGGACUAAUAGGAGAGAAACAAUUCUGGAAAGCAAGAAGAGCUAUUGUCAAUCAGCAAAGAGUCUUCGCAGUGCAAGUAUUCGAGUUGCAUAGACUAAUAAAGGUUCAAAAAUUGAUUGCUGCAUCACCGCAUCUAUUGCUUGACGAUAACUUUUAUGUGGGAAGAGCUUCCUUGAAGGUAUCCCCAGUCAACAAGGUACCAUCUGAGCGUGCUAUAGAAAAAUCAUGUGGAAUUGUUAAACCAAAAGAUCAUUCACAAAAGCAGCAUGCUAGCACUGACUCUGCAGAAGAGAAAUUAGUUGGGAAACUUCCCCUUCCUUCUGCUAAUGAGGAAACAAGCAAAGAACCUAUUAGUCAGAGAUCAAAUAAUGGGUCUCAUUCGGCAAGUGCACUGCCAGCUCCUAUGGCUAUCAAUGCCAAGCCAUCUCCAUGGUGUUUCCCACCACCUGGAAAUCAGUGGCUAGUUCCUGUCAUGUCCCCUUCCGAGGGACUUGUUUACAAGCCCUAUGCAGGACCGUGCCCUCCAGCUGCAGGAUUCAUGGCACCAGUUUAUGGCAGCUGUGGUCCAAUUAGCCUAGCUCCAGGGAGCGGGGACUUUUUGAAUGCAGCAUACAGUGUUCCGGCUUCUGACCACCAAGGGAUUGGGAUCCUUCCUUGCACCCCUCCUUUUGGGCAGACUUUCUUUCAACCAUACGGCAUGCCAGUUGUGAACCCAUCAACAUGUGACUCUGCAGUAGAGCAGAUUAGCCCUCUCGUUGGAUCACAGUUGAAGGACAAUCAGUUAUCAGUUGGAGAGGUCAACUUCACCAUCCCCCAUCAAAGUUCAUGUAACAUGUCGAGCCAGAUGAGUAGAGUGAUCUCGUGUCGUGUUGGGAAACUUCAAGGAUCAAAAGAAAGUGAGGUCCAGGGAAGUACUGCAAGUAGUCCCCCUGAGAGACCCAAAGGAAAUGCACUUCCCCUUUUUCCAAUGGAACCAACGCUUCAACAAUCUUAUCCAAAUGCACAAUCUAACGAGGAGCAGGCUCGUGUGAUUAAGGUUGUACCCCACAACCCUAGAUCAGCAACUGAAUCAGCAGCCCGAAUUUUCCAAUCUAUACAAGAAGAGAGAAAACAGUUAUGA